ACAAUCUCUCUGUUCGUGCUGCUGCUGCGGGCAGCUGCCGCUCUUUCGGAGAGCGCCAUUCUUGCGGUUACAAUCAUCUCGCGCGCGGGCACCCCGGCGUUGUAAUGUAAGCUGGGCCCGCGAUUUCCUCGGCGUGUCUAGAGAUGAACUUACAAGAGCUGUCCUUGUACUUGGAAAGCCGACUCCGGGAUGGCCUGAUGGUCUCGGGGAUCGGCUGGUCUCUGAUGCUGUGUUUUGGAGCCGCCUAUGUCUGCUAUUACCUCAGUACGAUCGCAAAGAAACCUCAGCUGGUAACUGGCAGUGAGAACUUCUCCCAGUUUCUGCAGGACCAAUGCCCAGUGUUGACAGAAAUAUACUAUCCCACCAUAUGGUGCUGGGAAGGCCAUUUGCAGACACUUCUACGCCCUUUCAUUACAUCUAAACCAAAUGUGCAAUACAGGAAUGAAGUUAUUACAGCCACAGAUGGAGGACAGAUCUCCCUGGAUUGGUUUGACAAUCACAAUAGCAUACAUUACCCUGAUUCUAGCACCAGACCUACUAUCCUAUUGCUGCCUGGCCUCACAGGAACAAGCAAGGAAUCAUACAUUCUCCAUAUGAUUCAGCAGAGCAAAACACUGGGAUACAGGUGUGUGGUUUUUAACUAUCGAGGAAGUGCUGGUGAAAAUCUUUUGACACCAAGAACAUACUGUGCUGCUAACACAGAGGAUCUGGAAACAAUAAUUGAUUAUAUACAUAAGUUGUAUGCUUCAGCUGCAUUAAUGGCAGCAGGUAUUUCUAUGGGAGGUAUGCUUCUUUUAAACUAUUUGGGCAAAACUGGCAAAAAAACACCAUUAAAAGCAGCUGCAGUUUUUUCAGCAGGAUGGAAUGCUUUUGAAUCUGCAGACUCACUGGAAAAACCAGUAAAUUGGCUUCUUUUUAAUUAUUAUUUAACCAGCUGUCUAAAGUCUUCAGUUACUAGACAUCGGCAAGUAUUUGAUAAGCUAUUUAACAUGAAUCUUGUAAUGAAGGCUAAGACUAUUAGGGAAUUUGACAGACAGUUUACCACAGUCAUGUUUGGCUAUCCUACAAUUGAAGAUUACUAUGAAGAUGCCAGUCCAUGUCAUAAACUGAAGAAAAUUGGAAUUCCAGUGUUGUGCUUAAAUUCUUUGGAUGAUGCAUUCUCACCAAAUCAUGCUAUACCAGUAGAAAUUGCAAAACAAAACCCUAACAUAGCUUUGAUCCUUACUUCCUAUGGAGGCCAUAUUGGUUUUCUGGAAGGACUGUGGCCAAGAACGUGCACAUACAUGGACAGAAUCUUCAAACAAUUUGUUCAAGCUGUCUUUGAGCAUGGGAGCCAAAUUGUUACACUCUAGCAAUUUAUCUGAAUGAUGGUUGCAGCCCAGUGUCAUAUUAUCCUCACAGUAAUUAAGCUUAAUGCACAUACUUAGCAAAUAAAUCAACCAGCAAAUGGAGGAAAUCCAUGAUUCAGAGCAAAAUACAAUUUUGCUUAAAUAAUUUUGCAGGAUUGUUUUUGUUUCAUAUGCCUUUUGAAAAAUGACUUUAAAUUAAAAACACCCUGCACAUAUAAAAUUGCACUUAUCUAAAAUAAUUAGAUAUUACUCAGGUGUUUUAAUUUAAAUAAUUCAUAUGUAGGAAUCAGGCAUCUGAUUGCUUGUUCUAAGGCACUUUAUUUUCACAAAUAUGUGAGAGCACAGGAACAGCUUCUGUAUGGGCACUGGCUAUGGCUAGGAAAUACAAAAUAUACAUUUUAAAAAGUAAUAAAAAUACAGUAGCAGUUCAAGAAGCCAUAGAUUGUAGUAGUUAACUGAUUUUUGCAUCUGUUAUAUAAUACAUUGUCAAGUCUAUGUUUCAAGAUUUCAUUUAAGCUGUUGCUCUGUCUUUUUUUUUAAAUUAUUA
This is a messenger RNA of Candoia aspera, 1896 nucleotides long. RefSeq names its product abhydrolase domain containing 3, phospholipase (gene ABHD3). Gene Ontology annotation, biological process: medium-chain fatty acid biosynthetic process; phosphatidylcholine metabolic process; medium-chain fatty acid catabolic process. The coding region runs from base 144 to 1352 and encodes 402 amino acids. NCBI's taxonomy places the organism in Eukaryota, Metazoa, Chordata, Lepidosauria, Squamata, Candoiidae. Gene Ontology annotation, molecular function: monoacylglycerol lipase activity; acetylesterase activity; A2-type glycerophospholipase activity. The transcript has 9 exons. The record is from RefSeq and is a predicted model, not a curated record.